This is a messenger RNA of Nicotiana attenuata, 2269 nucleotides long. RefSeq lists its product as uncharacterized. NCBI's taxonomy places the organism in Eukaryota, Viridiplantae, Streptophyta, Magnoliopsida, Solanales, Solanaceae. The record is from RefSeq and is a predicted model, not a curated record. The transcript has 5 exons. Bases 373 to 1920 code for a protein of 515 amino acids.
UUUUUUUGUUGCUCAUUUUGAUUAGAUUCAUGAGUAUCAGAACUCAAAAGAUACAGGAAUAGGAAAAUAACAGAAAGAUUUCUUGGUGGGGUUUUAGCUUCUUAAUGAUUUUAUGAUAAUCUUGGUAGUCCAAUUUUGUUUUUUCACUUCCGAUAUCUCAUUAUUGUAUUUUGGGGUUUCAUUUACCUGUUCUUAUUGACAGUGUUCUUGUACUUAUCUGUUACAGAUGCAAAGAAAGUAUUGAUUUUUUUGUAGACUUUUAGGCGUUUGGACAUGAUUUUGUUGAGAUUUGGAAAAAAGGAGUAGUAUUUGUAGCUGAAAUUGAAAAAGAGUAUUUAAUUUCAGCUUUACAUGAGUAGCUGAAAGUUAAACAUGCAGACAAUUAAGGGUGGUUGGGUUGGGCAAACAUUUGCCCUUGCUACUUACAAUGACUCUGGCAGCAGGAAGACUAGGAUUAGGCGUUCGAAAGAGGAGAGAAAGACUAUGGUUGAAACUUUUAUAAAGAAGUAUCAGACGUCAAACAAUGGGAAUUUUCCGUCACUUAAUCUGACGCACAAGGAAGUUGGUGGCUCUUUCUACACAGUACGAGAAAUAGUUCGGGAGAUAAUUCAGGAAAAUAAAGUUCUAGGUCCAGCUAAGUUGCCUCCCGGAGAGCAAAGUGAUGUCCAGUUUGCAGAACAAUAUCCACUAGGAUCCAUAUCAACUGAACCACAAAGUUUGUCUUUAUCCGAGGAGAGCCAUGUUAUGUCAACUUUUGCACCCAUUCAUUACAUGGGUAAAAGUGAAGCUGAUUUUGGCAUGAACACACAGCUUGAUGUAGCUGAAGCAAAGGUUGCAAAUGAUGGACCACAAACUAGCACAAGGGACUUCAAUGAAAGAUUUGAACAAUCUGAUGAAUCGUACAUAAUUGAUUCUGAAUCUGAUCAUCAAAUAAACAAGGAUGAGGUUUCAUACUCUAGUGGGAUCAAUGGAUUUGAUUAUGAGCUGCGCAAUGAACAGAUGGUUGGUGAUUAUGAGACAACUGAAGAAAAUGAAAUUUCUGGUAAAUCUGAUUUACUUGACGACUUCUCUGUCAAUCAUCAAAAUACCAAUUCACGAGUUUUAGAAUCUUUUGAGAUCAUCUCUGACCCUGUGAAUGAGAGUCUUAGCAGUGGGCUCGAUGCUUGUCAUCCUACAGUUAAAGAGGAUGAAACAUACAAAGAACCAAUAUCUACGGAGUCAGUGGUAGCAGAGAGUCUGAAUGUUGAAAGUGGAACAAAUGAACUGGAAGCAUCAAAAGCCAAACCUCUUAAAACAAUAGAACUACUGGUGGAGCAAUUUCCCCUGCGGCCCAUUUCUAAGAAAAUAGAUGACUUGGAUUCAGGAUUAAAUGAAACAGUCAAUGUAGCAAAAACAUCCGAAGAAACAGAAAUUGAACAGGACAUAAUAACCUCUUAUGGAAAAGAUGCUCAAUUGAUAAAUGAGCCAGUUGAAGUCAUGGUAGCUGAUCCAAUAUCAGAAAAGUCCAGCACACUGCGAGACGACAAAGCAGGUCCGAAAGUUCGGGACGCAUCUUUGGAAAUUUCAAGUGCCUCAGAAGAAAGAGCGACCGUUGCCACUAAUGUAAUAGUUAAGGCCUCAUCAACAGUAAAUGGGACUGUCAAUGCUUCUAGUCCUAUGCUUAAUGAGACUUUUGACAGCACUAGUAACAAUGGCACUUCUAAGAAAUUGGCUACUGACGAGUUGAUUGAGGCUAAAGGUAAAGCCAGCGUUCAACUUGAUAGCAGCCAGCAGAAAGGAGGCCAUCCUCCACUUGACAGAAUUCAUCUUGAAACAUGGAAAGGCGCUUCAGCAAAAUCCAAGGAACAUGAAACAAAUCCACUCCUGGCAUUACUGAAGGCAUGUAUCACAGCUUUUGUGAAAUUUUGGACCGAAGAAUAACUUCUUUGCCUUUUCUUUUAGUACUUGAGAAUGCCCAUAGAUCCUAGCAGUUGCUGCAGUGAUUUUCGGUUCAUGAGAUAAUGGCUUUCUCGAAUUAUAUAAUCUCUGAACUGAAAUGGAAGUUACAUACUCUACAACAAGGAUCUCGCAAACCAAAAUCUCAAGGUUUUCUGCGGGUUAGGACAAUAUCUUGUAUAUUAGGAACUUGUGCUAGUUGUGAUGCAGGGCAUGUGCCUGAUUAGUUUUAGCAAGUAUUUUUAGAUGAAUUAAUCACAUGAAUGAACAUGUCAAUUCUGAAUUCCAGAAAUAAUAGAUUAAGUCCAUGUCAAGAGUGCAGUUUAGCUUUGCA